UAAACGGUUUGUACGAUGAAGGUUCUCUUCGCUAUCGGGAUUUGCCUAGUGACCUUGGCGUCUGCGACACCGAUCAACGAACCAAAGGUUUUGAAGGUCGAGGACGAUCCGAUCGCAUACUUUAAGGAAGAAAUAGUCUCCUUUUUGGACGAUUUUCUAGAGAAGGACGAACACGAAAUUGGCGAUGACGUCAAAGUGACAAAGAACUCCUACCGUUCGACCGAAGUGACCAGCAGGAGCGGCGGAGAUUACGAAGAUAAAAUCGAAAACUACAUCAAAAGUCACGACGUGACCUUCAACCUUCCGGUUGUCGGCUCCGUUACCAUGGGAGCGAGAAAUCUGGAUGGCGACGAAUUGGAUUUUAAGUUUAAUUUCGGUGGUGUCGAAGAAGCCAGGAAAUCCAAGUUGAAGAAAAUCUUCAUCCCCAUCUUGGUGUUCGUUUUGCUGAAGGCCAUUACGUUGGUUCCCCUAGCGCUGGGUAUCCUCAGUCUCAAAGCCUGGAACGCGUUGCAGCUGUCGUUCUUUUCGUUCGUAAUAUCGGUGGGACUCGCCAUAUUCCAAUUAUGCAAGAAGAUCGCAGCUGAUAGUGCCGCACCUCAAAUUGCAGCUCACGCUCCUUGGGAACCCGCGCAGCAGUACUACGCAGCGAGGUCUUUAGACGCGCAGGAUUUGGCUUACUCGGCGUACGGGCAGUAGACUGUUGAUAAAUUUUCGAUGUAAAUAAUUAAUUUAUUAAAUUGUUUUGCUUUAAU
This is a messenger RNA of Cylas formicarius (sweet potato weevil), 752 nucleotides long. RefSeq lists its product as uncharacterized. The record is from RefSeq and is a predicted model, not a curated record. Bases 16 to 696 code for a protein of 226 amino acids. The transcript is spliced from 3 exons. NCBI's taxonomy places the organism in Eukaryota, Metazoa, Arthropoda, Insecta, Coleoptera, Brentidae.